CGUUAAAAUUUGUGUUUCGUUUUUGUUUCGCCUUUGCGCCUUCACUUGCGCCCACGAAAAUUUACACGUUUUUACGCCCAUCGUUCCAUGGUGACGGUGCUCAACGCGCCACUUGAGUGGAAAAUUUUGCUCGCCGCUUGUUCUCGUAAUCGUGUGAUCAACAAGUAGUGGCCGUUCGACUCGCGAGAAAGCGGAAAAGCCGUACAACCGGCACGCCCGCGAAGUUACGUACUGUACCAACUAGUCUAGUAACGUGCUACCACGGGUGCUACCCUUGCUCACAGAGCGUUGCUUUCGGCGGUAGCUCCUUGUGAAACGGCGAUGAACAGUCCUGGCGAACUGGUGAUCCCGUAAUCCUGUUGUGGAAGAACUGUUGUGGGCAACCUAGCAUCUCGUUCACUGUGUUUGACAGGUCGGUACCCAACGUACGGUACCGGCAUCGCACCCACUGAUAUCGACCUGCGACUCCUCGGCAAUGGGACUGCACACCAUUCUCAAGAAGUUGAAGCGCAAGGAGAAGGAAAUUCGAGUCCUCAUACUAGGGCUGGACAAUGCUGGCAAGACGACGCUGCUGAAGAGGCUCAACGGCGAGGACACGUCCGAAGUGUCCCCCACGCUUGGCUUCAACAUCAAAACCCUUGAGCACCGAGGGUUCCGGCUAAACAUGUGGGACGUGGGUGGCCAGAAGUCCCUGCGGGGGUACUGGCGCAACUACUUCGAGAGCACCGAUGCCAUCAUCUGGGUGGUGGACAGUGCCGACCGGCGCCGCCUGGGGGACUGUCACCGCGAACUUCGGACGCUCACCUGCGAGGAGAAGCUGCUUGGAAGCAGCCUGCUGGUGCUGGCCAACAAGCAAGACCUGCCGGGGGCCAUGCCUCCCGACCAGAUUGCCGAGAUGUUGGAGCUCUCUGCCAUCGGCAGCCUUCACUGGAAGAUGCUUGGCUGCAGCGCAUUCACGGGCAUGGAGGGACUGCUGGACGGCAUAGACUGGAUGCUUGACGACCUUUCCCGGCGCCUCUACUACAUGGACUGAGCCGGGGCACGCAUGUUUGCGAGACAGAAACCGCCAACUUUAGCUCUCUAGUUGGCCGGUGUUCCUCAUCAGUCAGUGGACCACAGUGGCUUGUCACCAGAAGCAUGCCUCUUUGCUCAGCAGAUGGGUCGUAAUGCUGCGUUUGCUGUGCUCUGCAAGUGCUUUCCCAUCUGCUUGGUUUGUGAAAUCAGCUCAAUAGCUGAUAGUCAGUGUUGUCUUUUGGCAGAUGUGAAACACUGACAUUGUCAUCUCACAGAUAACAAAAACACGAAGACACUGAAGAAGAAUGAAGAGGUAGUGUUAAUGUAAGUGCAUGUUCCAUAGAGGCUGUGGAGGUAUUGUUGAUUAUUUGUAGAUUACUUGUGCAUUACUUUGUGUCACUGAUCACAAGACCUGCACCAAAGGUGCCGCUUCAUGAAGGCAACUUCGUGUAGUUUUUCUGAAAGUGACCUGUCUUCCGCACCUCCAGAAAUGUGCAACAUGAAAGGUAUGCCAAGCUGAAAUGCACUGUGUAUUGUUGUGGGUGUUUUAUUUUCACGUUUGAUGCUCAUUAAACUUUGGAGGUAAUCUAGUGUGUUUCCUUUU
Molecule: messenger RNA, 1618 nt
Organism: Dermacentor silvarum
Lineage: Eukaryota; Metazoa; Arthropoda; Arachnida; Ixodida; Ixodidae
Gene: Arl2
Product: ADP-ribosylation factor-like protein 2
Exons: 5
Coding region: 476-1033 (185 amino acids)
Biological process (GO): protein folding
Cellular component (GO): microtubule cytoskeleton; cytoplasm
Molecular function (GO): GTPase activity; GTP binding
Source: RefSeq, a predicted model, not a curated record